Rotaria sp. Silwood1 is the source of this 270-nucleotide messenger RNA. Lineage: Eukaryota; Metazoa; Rotifera; Eurotatoria; Philodinida; Philodinidae. The record is from the annotation of a GenBank genome assembly.
AUGGACGAUAUCAAACGAGAAAUACUAAACGAUCUUUUUCGAUUAAUAAAUGAAAUAAUUGAUGAUUCAAUUGAAGAUGACGUAUUAGACAAAAUGGAAAUAUAUGUUGAUCAUAUGCUUGAAGUAAUAGCUUCUUAUGAGAGUCAACAAGUAUCAUCGUCGUCAUCACCACCACUAAGUAUUCCACACCAACAGCAACAAAUAAAUAAUAGAUUUUUCAAUGAUGCUUAUCAAGGAACUAGUAAAAUUUUCAUUAGUGAGCAAAAAUAA